AUGAAGAGCCUCUUCAAGUCCAAGCCCCGCACUCCCUCCGACAUCGUUCGCCAUACUCGAGAUCUUCUCCGCCUCACCAACCGAGAUGACGACAAGACGGCCGAACUCACCAAAAACCUCCGGGAGAUGAAGUCAAUUCUCUAUGGGAACAGCGAAUCCGAACCGGUCCCCGAGGCUUGUGCCCAGCUCACUCAGGAAUUCUUCAAGGAAAACACCUUGCGUCUCCUUAUCCAAUGUCUUCCCAAGUUAAACUUGGAGGCUCGGAAGGAUGCCACUCAAAUUGUUGCGAAUUUACAGAGGCAGCAGGUUCAGUCUAAGCUCAUCGCGUCCGAUUACUUGGAGACAAAUUUGGAUCUCAUGGAUGUGUUGAUAUCUGGCUACGAAAACAUGGACAUGGCUUUACACUACGGUGCGAUGUUGAGAGAGUGCAUAAGACACCAGAUUGUUGCGAAAUAUGUUCUGGACUCACCUCAUAUGAAGAAGUUUUUUGACUACAUUCAACUUCCAAAUUUUGACAUAGCUGCAGAUGCUGGGGCAACUUUUAAGGAGCUCUUGAUGAGGCAUAAAUCUACAGUUGCCGAAUUCCUUUCCAAGAAUUAUGAAUGGUUUUUUGAUGAAUAUAACUCUAAGCUGUUGGAAUCUUCCAAUUAUAUUACAAGGCGUCAAGCUGUCAAGGUGCUGGGAGAUAUGUUACUUGAUCGCUCAAAUUCAGCUGUCAUGACACAAUAUGUCAGCUCACGAGAUAACCUAAGGAUUUUAAUGAAUCUUCUUCGAGAGUCAAGCAAGAGCAUACAGAUUGAAGCAUUUCAUGUUUUCAAGCUUUUUGUUGCUAACCAAAAGAAACCAGCUGAUAUCAUCAGCAUACUUGUUGCAAACAGAAGCAAGCUUCUUAGACUUUUGGGUGACUUAAAAAUAGCUAAAGAGGAUGAACAGUUUGAAGCUGACAAAGCUCAAGUUAUAAGAGAAAUUGCAGCUCUUGAACCGAGAGAUAUUGCUUGAGCUUCAGAUUGUGUGAGGUGACAAGGUGAAUUGUGUCAUUUUAUUUUAUAUAAUUGUCUAUUGAUAUAGUUCUUUUAGUCUUCAUCAAGAUGAGACCAACAUUCAACACAAUUCCAGUGUUUUCAUUCUGAAAUUUCAUUUCGUUUCUGUAAUUCGUAGAUAAAUAAAUAAAUUACUAAAAUUGGCUACACGCAGUAGCAGUAUAUGGCUUUCUGGUGUUAGAAUGAUUUACCUACCAUAUAUUGUAUUCGGUCAUGUAAUAUUCUUACUCUAUUUGUAUGACAAAUUUCUUCUGUUAGUUCUUCA
Molecule: messenger RNA, 1305 nt
Organism: Vigna radiata var. radiata (mung bean)
Lineage: Eukaryota; Viridiplantae; Streptophyta; Magnoliopsida; Fabales; Fabaceae
Product: putative MO25-like protein At5g47540
Exons: 11
Coding region: 1-999 (332 amino acids)
Biological process (GO): intracellular signal transduction
Molecular function (GO): protein serine/threonine kinase activator activity
Source: RefSeq, a predicted model, not a curated record